Messenger RNA from Didymodactylos carnosus, 2112 nucleotides. NCBI's taxonomy places the organism in Eukaryota, Metazoa, Rotifera, Eurotatoria, Philodinida, Philodinidae. The record is from the annotation of a GenBank genome assembly.
AUGAUCGACGAUCAUGGAUCAAUGACUGUUAAAAAGAUGACUACCAUUGAUGACCUAGCAUCUGAUUUUAACAAUUACAACACGUCAUUGUUGUCGUCAAAACCUCUGAAUUUAUUGAAAUCAUCAAUGAAUUGGCUUAAAUUACCUGCUGAAACUGGUCUAUUUCAAAUAGAUGAAUUAAAACACUCAGAUGGAUUUCUAAUAUUAGCUGAGAAGGUGUUAAAAAAAUGUGAAAAUUAUAUACAAGAAUGUUUAUCAAAUGAACGUCAGCGAAAACUAGUUCAGAUAUUAGAUGAUAUUUCUGAUGAAAUUUGUCGUGUUGCUGAUUUGGCUGAAUUCGUUCGUCAUAUUAAUUAUGAUCAAAAAUACAAACAGAAAGCAGAACAAGCUUAUUUAUUACUACAUGGCGUAGUUCAACAAAUGAAUACAAAUGUUCAGUUGUAUAACAGAGCUAAAGAAACGUUGAUCACUGACGUUGAGUCAUUAGAUGAUACUGACAAGAGAAUAUUAAAUUUAUUUUUACAAGAUUUUGAACGUUGUGGAAUUCAAUUAUCUGAUAUUGAACGUCAACAAUAUAUUGAACUCAACGACGAUAUUCAACAUAUAAUUAUUGCAUUUAGAAAUAAUGCACAUAAAGAAUUCAAUGUCAGUUUAAAACAAUUACCACAAAAGGUAAGAACGAGAUUUGAUCAAAGUUCUAGUUCUUUUGUGAUCUCGUCUGGAAUAUCUAACGAUGAUGAUGAAUUUGUUCGAGAAUUUUAUUACAGAACAUAUUUUAGUAAAGAUAAUGAACAAGAACAAAAUCUCGAUCAGUUGUUGAGAAAACGAUAUGAACUAGCCAAAUUGUGUGGUUUUCCGUCCUACGGUCAUCGUGCGAUUGAAAAUAUGUUAUUGUCAGAUCCUCAUACCAUUGAGAAUUAUUUAGAACUUAUCAUGGAAAAAAUUCGUCCAUAUGCUGAUUCAGACAUUGCAUUAAUGAAAAAAUUUAAAGAAAUAAUGGGUUCUCAACAACCUGUUAUGCCGUGGGAUGUAAAUUAUUUAGAAUCACAUUUCAAACAUCAUCUAUUAAAGUUGGACAGUAAUGAAUAUAAACAGUUUUUUUCACUAGGAUCGUGUAUGGAUGGAUUAAAUUUAAUUUUUAAUAGUCUUUUCAAUGUUAAUUUAAAGAAAGUUCCAACAUUAAACGGUGAAAUUUGGCAUCCAUCCGUUAUCAAGUUGUCUGUCACACAUCCAACAGAUGGAAUUAUAGGCUAUAUUUACUGUGAUCUUUUUCAGCGUGAUGAUAAAACACCAAUUGAUUGCCAAUUUACAAUUCGUUGUGGACGACGUUUAUCCGAUGAUUCUUAUCAAAUACCUAUUACUGUUAUUCAUUUAAAUUUACCCUCAAGUGACGAUAAAAAUAUUCCUCCACUCAUAACAUUAUCAAUGGUUGAUAAUCUAUUCCAUGAAUUUGGACAUGCAAUGCAUUCGGUGCUUGCACGAACAAAAUAUCAACACGUUUCGGGCACUCGAUGUUCAACUGAUUUUGCUGAAGUACCAUCUCAAUGGAUGGAGUAUUUUGUUUAUGAACCUCGUGUUGUUGAAAAGUUUGCCAAACAUUAUGAAACAGGAAAAACAAUUUCAUACGAUUUGUUAAAGCGAUUAGCUAUCGGACAUAAAUGUUUUCAAGCGCAUAAAAUACAGACACAGACACUAUGCUCGAUGUUUGAUAAUUCAUUUCACAAAUCCUAUCCAUUAUCUCAACCACCAGUCAAAAUCUAUUCAGAUCUCGUCAAAAAAUACUCCACAUUACCUUACAUUCCUGAAACGUAUCCAUAUUUAAAAUUCUAUCAUUUAGUUGAUUAUGGUGCUAGAUUUUCUUCAUAUAUCAUCUCGAAAUCUGUUGUGAGUAAAAUAUGGUAUGACUAUUUUGCGAAUGAUCCUCUAUCAUCAACGUCCGGCGAAAGAUUGAAAAAUGAGCUUUUGUCAUGGGGUGGUGAAAAAAAUCCACAAGAAUUAGUGACAAAAAUGUUCGAUAAGAAAAAACUUUCGAUUCACGAUAUGACAAAUGCAAUUGUAGAUGAAAUAAAACAGUGUGAAAAGGAGAGAAAUCAAUUUCUUUCCCAAAUUUAG